AUGGCGCCUGUUCCCAAAGUCCCAGCAUUCAGCACAUCUCCGCCCUCAACCAAAUAUUGCAUCUUGUCGUACCCGACCCCAGAAAUAUUGGUGGUGACAUUGAACAGACCAAAGCAACUCAACUGUAUCAGCGCAGAGGGCAACGAAGAGCUAGAUGCCGUGUGGAAGUGGUUGGACGCAGAGCCCAAGUUGUGUGUGGGCAUCCUCACAGGCACUGGCCGAGCGUUCUGCGCAGAGUGGAAUCAAGCCAAUGCGUCCGGCAAACAGCGCAAGAUGCCAUCCUCGGGCUUUGGUGGACUGUCACGUCGUCGCGGACGCAAGCCAGUGAUUGCAGCAGUCAACGGCAUCUGCUUCGGCGGAGGCUGUGAAAUGGCCAUCAACAGCGACAUGGUGUUUGCUUCUUCGUCAGCCACCUUUUCUCUUCCUGAAGUCAAGCGUGGUGUUGUGGCCAUCGCAGGCGCUCUUCCUCGUAUCGCGCGUGUAGUAGGCAAGCAGCGUGCCAUGGAGAUGGCUCUGACUGGACGUGUGUUGAAGGCCGAAGAGGCUCGAGAGUGGGGAUUGGUCAAUCGUGUGGUUGAAGGAGACGUGCUGGCCGAGUGCGUGGCCGUGGCCAUGGAGAUUGCAGGGAACAGUCCAGAUGCUGUCAUUGUCAGUCGUGAAGGUGUCAACCUGGCAUGGGAGGGUCUGGGAGCGGAUGCAGCGACUGAGAAGUUGAUUGCAGAGACAUAUCCGAAGCUCCUGCAGGGGGAGAACAUCCAUGAAGGUGUCAAAGCCUUUGUCGAGAAGAGGAAGCCUAACUGGAAAGCUAGCAAGCUGUGA
This is a messenger RNA of Aureobasidium musti, 819 nucleotides long. The record is from the annotation of a GenBank genome assembly. Lineage: Eukaryota; Fungi; Ascomycota; Dothideomycetes; Dothideales; Saccotheciaceae.